Messenger RNA from Fusarium coffeatum, 615 nucleotides. RefSeq lists its product as uncharacterized. Bases 1 to 615 code for a protein of 204 amino acids. The transcript has 2 exons. NCBI's taxonomy places the organism in Eukaryota, Fungi, Ascomycota, Sordariomycetes, Hypocreales, Nectriaceae. The record is from RefSeq and is a predicted model, not a curated record.
AUGCAGUUCAAGACCCUCUUCACAGCCUCUCUCCUCAGCGGUAUCGCCGCCGCCGCUCCCAAGGCCACCUGCACCAGCGAGGCCAAGGCCCAGGCCACCGGCUCCGAUGCCCCCAAGGCCUUUGGUCUUGUCGCCCUCCGCUCCGCCAGCCCAAUUCACUUCUCCGCCUUCAGCGCUUCUGAGAGCGGUUUCUCCCUGAAGCUUCCCAAGGACAAGCAGGGCGCCAAGUGCGACGGCAAGGAUGAGGGUACCGCUACUUUCACCAUCAAGGACGGUGAGCUGUUCUUGUACAGCACUGGAAAGGAGCAGCAGAUUGCUUACACUGACCGAUCCGGCAUGGGACAAGGUGUUCUUCAGUACACUUCCGGAAAGUCCUACCCUCGCAACGCCGAGACAAAGGGCUGGAAGAUUGAUGACGCUGGCAACCUGGUCUUCGGCCAGAACAACGCUUCUUUCGUCGCCUGCGACAACGGCGUCGACGGAUCUUGGAGCGUCUGGGUUUCCUCCGGUAUUGAGAAGCCUGGUAACACCGACGCUGAGUGCCUUGGCUUCAACGCUCGCGUUGCUGAGAUUGAGAAGCCCGUCAGCUGCAAGUACUCCCAGUACUCUGCUUAA